Messenger RNA from Venturia canescens, 2853 nucleotides. It is a transcript of the gene Stt3A, whose product is annotated as catalytic subunit 3A of the oligosaccharyltransferase complex. The coding region runs from base 135 to 2252 and encodes 705 amino acids. The transcript is spliced from 11 exons. Gene Ontology annotation, biological process: post-translational protein modification. The record is from RefSeq and is a predicted model, not a curated record. Gene Ontology annotation, cellular component: membrane. Gene Ontology annotation, molecular function: dolichyl-diphosphooligosaccharide-protein glycotransferase activity. NCBI's taxonomy places the organism in Eukaryota, Metazoa, Arthropoda, Insecta, Hymenoptera, Ichneumonidae.
AUCGAGUAUUUUCCUACAUAUAUAUACCUUUAUAUGUACUCCAGUUACAUUUCAACGUGACAUUUCUCGAUUGUUGGUAUCGACAGUUAGCUAGUUUUUUCAUAUUUUACCUUUAAAUAUCGUACUCGCCGAUCAUGGUGACCCUUUCUAAAGUUAGGGGCCUGCGAAUGUCGGCUCAAAAGCAAGAAACGCUUUUGAAGCUGACGAUACUUUCUCUAGCUGCAGUCUUGUCUUUUGCCACUCGUCUUUUUUCGGUUCUGAGAUACGAAAGUGUUAUUCACGAAUUUGAUCCUUAUUUCAACUAUCGAACAACCAAGUUUCUGGCUGAAGAAGGUUUCUACAAUUUUCACAACUGGUUCGAUGAUAGAGUUUGGUAUCCGCUUGGAAGGAUUAUCGGAGGAACGAUAUAUCCUGGACUCAUGGUAACAUCGGCAACGCUUUAUCAUGUGGCCCGAUGGUUAAACAUUGCCAUAGACAUACGCAAUGUGUGCAUUUUCCUAGCACCGCUGUUCUCGAGUUUCACGACCAUAGUCACAUACUUACUGACUAAAGAACUGAAGGAUUCCGCUUCAGGGUUGAUUGCGGCAGCGAUGAUUGCCAUAGUUCCUGGAUAUAUAUCGAGAUCUGUAGCUGGAUCUUACGAUAACGAAGGAAUAGCAAUAUUUUGCAUGUUGUUCACGUAUUACAUGUGGAUCAAAGCGGUUAAAACCGGUGCUAUUUUUUGGUCAACCUGUGCUGCGCUGGCCUAUUUUUAUAUGGUGUCUUCGUGGGGUGGAUACGUUUUCCUCAUAAAUCUCAUACCCCUUCACGUGCUCACACUCAUGGUUACCGGGCGUUUUUCACACAGAAUUUACAUCGCUUACAGCAUACUUUACUGCAUCGGCACAGUUUUGUCGAUGCAAAUAGCGUUCGUCGGUUUUCAACCGGUCCAGAGCUCCGAACACAUGCUCGCUUUGGGAGUUUUCGGCUUGUGCCAAAUUCAUGCAUUGGUAGAUUAUCUGAGAAGCAAAGUUUCCGAAAAUGAUUUCGAUCUCCUUUUCCGGGGAUUGAUAGGCUCUAUGCUUAUGGCUUCGUUUGCCGUUGGUGGUGUUUUGACAAUUACAGGUAAAAUAUCGCCAUGGACCGGAAGAUUUUAUUCCCUCUUGGAUCCUUCGUACGCAAAAAAUCACAUUCCAAUAAUCGCCUCCGUCUCGGAACAUCAGCCGACCUCGUGGAGCUCUUUCUACUUCGAUCUUCAAAUACUUGUCUUCCUCUUUCCCGCUGGAUUGUACUUUUGCUUUUCAAAACUCACGGAUUCCAACAUUUUUCUCAUUCUUUACGGUGUUACGAGCCUCUACUUUGCAGCUGUCAUGGUGCGUUUGAUGCUCGUAUUGGCACCUGUGAUGUGUAUCCUCGGUGGCAUUGGUGCAUCGUCGCUGUUGCUGACUUACAUGAAACAAGUCGAGAGUGGAAAAGUGAUUGACAAGAAAUCACGCAAAUUUGAAAAUAAUUACGUGUUGAGGAGCGAGAUUGCCACCCUGUUCGUAGUCGUGAUGUGCAUUCUAUUUUUCUCGUACACGUUGCAUUGCACAUGGGUAACAGCGGAGGCGUACAGUUCACCGAGUAUCGUACUUUCGGCGCGUUCGCCGGACGGUGGUCGAAUGAUUUUCGAUGAUUUUCGAGAAGCUUAUUACUGGCUGCGAAUGAAUACUCCGGAAGAUUCGAAAGUGAUGUCUUGGUGGGAUUAUGGUUACCAAAUAACGGCGAUGGCGAAUCGCACUAUCCUCGUGGAUAAUAACACGUGGAACAAUACUCAUAUCUCUCGAGUUGGCCAAGCAAUGGCAAGCACCGAAGAACGAGCUUACGAGAUUAUGAGAGAACUUGACGUCAAUUACGUUCUUGUGAUUUUCGGAGGUCUUACUGGAUACUCGUCGGAUGACAUUAACAAGUUCCUAUGGAUGGUGCGCAUUGGUGGAUCCACGGAAAAAGGAAAAACCAUUACCGAGUGGGAUUAUUACAACCCCACCGGCGAAUUCCGCGUCGAUAAAGAAGGAUCAUCGACUCUGCUCAAUUGUCUAAUGUACAAACUGUGCUAUUAUAAAUUCGGUCAAGUUUACACCGAAGGAGGCAAGCCAACGGGAUACGACAGGGUAAGAAACAUGGAAAUAGGGCACAAAGAUUUCGAGUUGGAAACGCUGGAAGAAGCGUACACUACGGAGCACUGGUUGGUGCGAAUUUACAAAGUCAAUGAUCUACGAAAUCGUGGAAACUAAAAAAUCGUGAAAACGAAGAACAAGAAGACAGGAGCAACGAAGAGUGAAUUAUCGUGAGAUUAUUCUGUGGACUUCCAGCGGGUUCGAGGUGCGAGUGCUCAUCCCAAAAAUCAUUCGAUCAACACUCGUAAUUCAGCCUUGACAGAUCUGACCGAUAUUUUUCCCUAAUAAUUAAUGAGAUUAUCGUGAUCACACUUUGAAAUAUCAUGGUAAAGCGAUCGAUUCCAAAUAAUUCAAUACGUACCACAGUAUCAUUGACGAAAAUUUUCCUUCUUACGAAUAAAAAGAUAAGCGAGUUUUAUAAACGUGGCUUAAUAAUUAUAAGAUCCAUUUCGUUGUAUCGAUCUCGCACAUUAAAAUAGAGCAAAAUUGGUUCAAUUUUUAAAUAUCGCUUUAUAUACACGGAACUUCAGAAAACUUUUUAGCCAAUAUUCAUGAAAUAAGAGAAAUUCAAUGAGUUUUUUCGAUUUUUAUAUGUAUGACUAACGCAAAACAUGAUUAAACGAAAAUGCACACACGAUAUCAAGACUGUAAGGAAACGACAUAAGAAAUAUGAGUAUUUAUGUGGUAUAUUAACAAUAUACAGUUUGUAGGUACAAGA